CCUCACAUAUUAGGUUCCCCUGUCCUAAGAAGCAGAAUUAGCCUGGAAUCUUGUGCACUUGUUUCCUUCAAUCCUAGGAAGGAGGUGACGGCAUGAAGGGAAAACGAGAGGGAAAUACAGACUCUCAAGAGGCUUUGAGACAAACUUAAGGAAGGAGGAUAAAUUGUGUGAAGGGAAGAUGAACAUGCAGAUGCUUGUUGUUUGAUGCGGCUUCACUGAAGGCAUGUGGCUGCCUGCACACAGUGUUUCCCUCCACACUCUCCAGCCGACUGGUGGAAGAUCUGCAUUCAUGUGGCUGAGUGCUACAUGAUUUAUCCACCCAAAAUAACGUGAGAAUACUUUCUUUGCUCCACUCUACGCGGACGUAUCCGUACUACUUUAUGCCGGCUGACGCACUGAGUUCUGGAGCUGGGGAGAACGGAUCUAAAUCAGUCUGAACAACGUGAGGACCUGAGGCAGCAGAUGUGGGGCUCAGGAAGUGUAAACCGACCGGCGCCGGUCCCUGCCUUCCUCAGGAACCCACCUGUCCUCCCGCCGCCUCUGGACAUGAAGCCUUUCCUCCAGUUUCCCCUGGAGUCGCCUCAUCCGGCCGGCAUCGGCCUCUUCCACAACUUUAACGCCAUGGACCCGGUCCAGAAGGCUGUGAUGACGCAUACCUUCGGGCCGCCUAUUGUGAAAACAAAGAGGCCGAUAAUCUCCUGCAACGUUUGUCAAAUACGCUUCAACUCAGAGAGUCAAGCAGAGGCGCACUAUAAAGGGAACCGCCACGCUCGAAGGGUGAAGGGCAUCGAGACGUCGAAGACAUCGCGUCUCCAAGACGGCGACAAACAUCAACCUCGGCCUCCAUCCUCGCCCUCCCCACCCGGCCUCACGCCGUCCAGCCCGACGUCUGACCCAAACCCCAACAAGCAGGAUGAUCCUCAGUCCUGCCCCAGCCUGAAAGACUCACCUUUGACCCCUAGCCACCUCCCGACAACUCAGAUGAACUCGGCAGAUGCAGAGUUGUCUGUCGGCGCACCUCUGCCGUCCUCUCCCUCCUCCUCGGCAGCCCUCAGCGGCUCCUCCGGGGACCCGGCGGCGGCUGCUCUACCUGACACCCCCUCCCCGGCACCGAGCCCGACUUCAGGAGAGUCAGAGGAAGAAAAAGCCAAAAAGCUGCUCUACUGCUCUCUCUGCAAAGUGGCUGUUAAUUCCCUUUCACAGCUGGAGGCGCAUAACAAAGGAACCAAACACAAAACUAUCCUGGAGGCUCGAAGUGGACUGGGGCCCAUCAAAGCGUACCCUCGCCUGGGUCCCAAACCCAGCCCUGAGCAGGGAGGGGAGCUCUCCUCCGACCCAAACACUCAGGAACGCACCUUCCACUGUGAGAUAUGCAACGUCAGAGUCAACUCUGAGCUGCAGCUCAAACAGCAUAUAUCGAGCAGAAGGCAUCGGGACGGAGUUGCGGGUAAACCUAAUCCUCUUCUCAGUCGGCACAAGAAGCGCACAGACUUUAUGGAACUUCCAAAAACUCUGGGGCCUGGACUUUUACCCAGUCCUCUGGCUGUCGCCGCAGCAAUGGCGGCAGCAGCAUCGUCAAACCAACUGGCCCUCCGGCCUCCUGGGCCGGCCCCCCACCCUCACCCACACCUGCUACAGGGAACGCCCCUCAGCCUGCUGAGGCCGGCCCCGGGCCCCAUCCGCACCACACACGGGCCCAUCCUCUUCACUCCGUACUAACGGCGACGGAAUGGAGGAGAAUCAGGAAGAAGCACACUGUGAACUGGAGGCAACCAUGUGCCAUCGAGAGCCAAACUGGCUGGACUGGCUGCACAUUUUGUUUUAUUUAUAGAAGAUAAAAUACUACUCCUCAUUGUGUUGAGAUGUUUCUAUCCGUCAUCACCCGAGUGUCGGCUGGUGAUCAAAAUCUACGAGCUGAUCGUUUGAAGAGGACGUCUUCGCGUCUGCAGCUAGAUGUCUUCAACUCAAGUGUCCAAAAAUGUUUUCAUUCUUCUUGAAGUUUCUGAACCAUUUCACUGGGAUGUUAUGUGACGGACCAACACAACGUUCACAAGAUAACACAAAAGAAGAAAUCUGAAAACAGGAGUGUUCAUUUGUUUCCAGCCCCUCAAAGUGAAAAUUUCUAGAACGGCAUUCUGUCGCCGUCUUUCUAUAGACUUUGUAAAUCAAGAAACACAUUAUUGCUCAUUCUUUUAGAGCCCAAUCUGAGUCAGACUGGAGCAGCUGCACGCGUCUCACUGCAGAAACUAAAUCUGAAACUAAACCUGAGUCGGUCGGAUUUAGUUCUGGACUUUAUACCAUCACUACUGGUAGUUAUCUUGCUGUAUUUUGGUAUCAAUCUGAUACCAGGUAAAUACAGGACCGGUAUCGCUGGUACAAAUACCGAUAUUAAUCAUUUAAGCAUGACAACAUCAAACUUUUGUGGUUUUUCCAUUGAAUUAUUUUGUUAAUUCAAAACAAGCAAUUCUAGGGCAGAAUUUAGAUAAAAUGUGUUGGUGUCCCACAAGUGACACCAACACAUUUUAUUCAAAACUUGAAUCAUCUGAAUAAUAACCACUUUGUGUUGGUCUGUCACUUAUAAUCCCAAGAAAAAAAAACACAAAAUGUUCAAAGAAGUUCAAGAGGUAUUAAUAUUUUUGAGGCACUAACAUCCCAUGUGGCAGACUUCAAACCCUACCUCUCUUUUGUUUAUUAUGUUCAUCUCUCUGCAUUACAGUUUUACAGCAAUUAUAUGAUACAAACACAGAACUAGAUGUAGUAGAUGCGUCUUCUGGAGUUAGCUGGACUCACGCCAUAGCUGUCAUCGUAGAUUGGAUUAUACCACUGUAACGUUCUGCUCUUGUUGCAAUUAGCAGAUGACUCUCUGUGGUUUCUGUCUGGUCACCUGUCGAUGGCUGACCUCUGUGGGACACAAAAAAGAAGAAAAGGGGAAAUAGCAAAUGAUAGGACUUUAUAUUGCAUCUUAAAGCUGAAGUGAUAUACAUAGGAAUUUGUAAAGAAGAAACUGCUGUUGCACUAUGCAGAUGUCAGUAUUUGUUUUUGUGUUACGUGUAAAAUGCAGUAAGGCUGGAGAAAUUGCUAGAAGAAAAUCAUUUUCAUUUUUUGUUUUAUUUUGUUUUUUACUCAGUGAAGACGUUGUACUACCAAUGAACUCUUCCUCCAACCAUUCUGU
Poecilia latipinna (sailfin molly) is the source of this 3172-nucleotide messenger RNA. RefSeq names its product zinc finger protein 385A-like. Lineage: Eukaryota; Metazoa; Chordata; Actinopteri; Cyprinodontiformes; Poeciliidae. The record is from RefSeq and is a predicted model, not a curated record. Gene Ontology annotation, molecular function: nucleic acid binding; zinc ion binding. The coding region runs from base 463 to 1719 and encodes 418 amino acids. The transcript is spliced from 8 exons. Gene Ontology annotation, cellular component: nucleus.